This is a messenger RNA of Podarcis lilfordi (Lilford's wall lizard), 15852 nucleotides long. Lineage: Eukaryota; Metazoa; Chordata; Lepidosauria; Squamata; Lacertidae. The record is from the annotation of a GenBank genome assembly.
GCGCGGCGGGCCGGCUGCGCGCGCCCGCGGGCCGUGGAGCCGGUGCUGCUGCUGGCCACGCUGGCCAUGGGCUUACAGGGUCCGCUUUGCACCCAGUACCUGUGGGAGCGCCUCGGCGCCGGGAAUGGCAGCGCCGCCCGGCAGGGAGGAGGAUGCGCCAACGGGAGCGGCUCCGCCAAGCAGGAGGAGGUGCGUCGCCCUUCCAGGCGCAGGCCGGGCCCCGGGGGGCUCUCCGGGCCCCUUCAGGGCCAGGGACCCCGGUGGGUGCCCGGCGGCAACGGGCAGCCUCUUCCCGGGAGCUGGGGCUUGGCCGGGGUAGACCGCGCCUGAACGGGGAAGCUCACCGGACAGGCAGGCUCUCUGCAGCCGGGAAGGUGCCUUAGAGCCAGGCACCUUCUUGCUCCAUCAGGAUCAGGACUGCUUGCACAGACUGGCAGCAGCUCUCCUCUGGGUUUCAGGCUGGGGGUCCUGUUGUUGCUGCUGCUGCGUUUAUUUCUCUCCCACCUUUUGCUCCAGGUUGGGACUCGAGGUGGGACUACAGAGAAAAACAAACGCAGAAACACAGAUAAAAUAGGGAAAAGCCAUUAAAAAGUUUUUAAAUAGGAAUUGAAUAGAAACCACAUAUUUAAAAGAAAAUGAAGAAGAAUGUUUGUGUGUAUAAAAGAUAAUAGGGGGUCUGUGGCUUUUUUUGUUCUUACUUUUAUUAUGUAUUUCAUGUUUUUAUCUUGGAUUUUAAUGCUGGGAACCAACCUGAGAUCUAUGAAUGAAGAGCGGUAUACAAAUUUUAAAAACAACAACAACAAUAAUAGCAGCAUCAGCCUUUAUGGCAUACCUAAGAGACUGCAGACGUAUAGACCAAGUCAGACCUCUGGACUCCCAGCUCAGUAUUGCCUACACUGACUGGCAGCAGCUCUGCGGGGUUUCAGACAGGGGACAUUCCCAGUUCUAAGUUAUUUAUUUAUGAUAGAUAUUUAUAUACUGCUGUAUCGUAAAAAUAUAUCACAGCGGUUUGCAACAAUGUAAAAACAUAAAACCGUACAAUAAAAUAGUAAAAAAAUGAAACUGAGUUAAAAGCAAACAAAGAAUUAAAGCAAACACCAGCCAACCCUUGUAUUCUUCAUGGCCUGCCUUGACCAGGCGGAAUAGAAAAGUUUUUAGUAGGUGCCCGCUGCAUCUCCAGUGGCAGGGAGUUCCACAGGACUGGGUCCAUGACCCUAGAGGCUUGGUUUUUCAUUGUUGUCAAGUGAGCCGCACCACGGGUGAUCUCAGUGAGCAAGCUGGGAUAGAAGGGUUCAGGCGACCCCUUAGGGAUUGUAGACACAAGUCGCUCAGGGCUUUGUACAUUAACGCAAGACCCUCAAACGCAGCUCGGCAGCAGGUGGGCAUCCUUUGUUCCUGGCCAGCAGCUCCCGCCAGCAAUCUAGCCGCGCCAGCUGUAGCUUCCGAACCAGGCCCAAGGGCAGCCCCACGAAGAGCGCCUUGCAGUAGUCCAGCUCCCUCCUCCUGCCUCACAGCCCUCCGCCUUCCUCUCUCUCUCAGGAGCUGGAGACCCUGGUGGCCCACUGGAACCUCUACCUCAACCUGGCCGGCUUCCUGGUGGGCCUCUUCUCCGUCACGCUGCUCGGCCCCUGGAGCGACUCCGCGGGGCGCCGCCCGGCCCUCGUCCUCGCCUCUCUGGGCAUGGCUCUGCAGGCGGCCAUCUUCCUGGCGGUGAUGUCCCUCCGGCUCCCCGUGGCCUGGCUGCUGCUGGGCCGCAUCCUGUCUGGCCUCUCGGGCGACUACAACCUCAUCCUGGCCGCCUCCUUCGCCUACGCGGCCGACGUUAGCGACCGGCGAGGGCGCACUUUCCGCGUGGCCAUCCUGGAGGCCUGCCUCGGCCUGGCGGGGAUGGGCGCCAGCCUCCUGGGCGGGCAGUGGCGCCAUGCCCAAGGCUACGCGGCUCCCUUCUGGCUGGCCCUCUCCGCUAGCCUCGCCGCUGCUCUCUACGCCGCCGUCUGCCUGCGGGAAUCGGUGGCACCCAGGCGGCCUGCCAGGCUCCUCACCCUCCGACAUUACGCCUCCGUCCUGCACCUCUAUGCGCCCGGCGCCCGGGGCUGGGAGUGGCGCAAGCUGCUCCUCUACUCCCUUGCCUUCUUCCUGGUGGUCAGCGUGCAUUUCGGGGCCUCAGACCUGCUGGUGCUGUACGAGCUGAGCACCCCGCUCUGCUGGGGCUCGCAGCUCAUCGGCUACGGCUCGGCUGCUCACUACCUGGCCUACCUAUCCAGCUUGCUGGGGCUGCGCCUGCUGCAGACCUGCCUCGAGGACGGCUGGGUGGCCGAAGCCGGCCUGCUCUCCAACGUCCUGGGCCUGGGGACGAUCGCGCUGGCGAGCACCACGCCCCUGAUGUUCACAGGUGGGAGAGGAGGCGUUGCUGGAGGGUUGGAGAAUGAGGACACCCGGCUGUCAUCUAGCCCAACCCACUGGCCGCGCAGGGGUCGCAGCUAAAGAGUCCCUGGCAGAUGGACACCCGGCCUCUGCUUAAAAACGUUCAGGGAAUGGGAGUCCAUCUCCCAAGCACCUGUGUAGAUUGGGAAGCUGGACCAGAUGGGUUCCUGGCCUGAUCCUGCUGCCGGGCUCUCCGCAUGGAGGCCUACUGUGGGAGCAGAACCUCCAUGCUCGGGGGCAGCCUACCCCUGAAGACCUGACGGUGCAGAACUGAAGAACCGUUGCCCUCGGCUCCUGCUUGUGGGCUUCCCGUGGGGCACCUGGUUGGCCACUGUGGGGACAGGGGGUUGGGCUAGAGGGGCCACUGGCCUGAUCCAUUUCGUUCUGUGCUACGUGCCCUCAAUGCAGAAUUCUGAAUUCCUGCACUGCGGGGGGUGGGACUAGAUGACCCCUGGAUGUGCCUCCACCUCGGGAGAUUAGAAGAUGGGUGGGAAGCGCAAGCGAGGAGAUCACAAGCAGGACCCGAGUGCAACUGCGGCUUUCCCUUUGGGAUAUCUGGUUGGCACAGGGUGCCGUGCUAGAAUCGCAGAAUUGUAGAGUUUGGAGGGAACGCAAGGAUCAUCUAGCCCCCUGCAAUGCAGGAAUCUUUUGGCCCCAUGUGGAACUCGAACCCAGGACCCUGGGAUUAAGCAUCUCCUACCAACAGAGCCCCUUGGGCCUGAUCCAGCAGGCUCUUAUGAUGCUCUUGUGGUACCUCCAGGCCCAGAGGCAGUCUAUCUAGAUUCCUAGAGAGCACUAACUGUGUUCCCCCUCCAGCAUCAGAGACAAUCAGUGCGUCUGGAUGGCAGUUGCUGGGACAUCCAAGAACACUUAAGUUUGCCCCAAACCGAAGUCCGCCAUGUUAGUUCAUUUCAGUGGGUCUCUUCAUUUUCUUUCUCCUCCUUUCCCUGACAGGAUACGGCCUCCUCUUCCUCUCCAUGACUGUCACGCCUGUGAUCCGCUCCAAGUUAUCCAGGCUGGUGGACGAGAAGGAGCAAGGUAAGCAGAGCAAAGGUUCAGUGACCCACAGCCAGAUCACCUGACCCACAAUGCAUUGGGGCAAACAUGGCCGACGGCUAGGACUGAUGGGAAUUGUAGUUCAGGAAUAUCUGGAGGGCCAAAGCUUCCCACUGCUACCAUAAGGACUAGAGACUUAGGAAAAACAAACUCAGAAGUUUCUAGUCCUCGUGGCAGGAGUGGGAAGCUUUGGCCCUCCAGCUGUUACUGAACUACAGCUCCCACCAGCCCCAGCAAGCCUGGCCAGAAGACAGAGAGGAUGGCGGGCGUUGCGGUUCAGCAAUGUCUGGGAAGGGGCAGGGGGUCCCCACUCCUGUCUUGUGGGUGCAAGGAGGCGCUCGGGAGCAUGCCUGCUCAGGUGGCAGAGGGCAGAGAUCCCUUGCCCCACAUCUCUCGUUCUUCUCCCAUGAGCAAAAUACUUAAAUAAUUGCACUGGUAACGAGCUGCAAGAAUCAACGGUUGUGCAUUUACUGGAGAAGCACGAGAUGAGUUUCAGGCGUUGUUUGGGUGGCUGGUGGGAGUCGCUUCCCCAUCAGGCUUGAGGACCUCACCUCACUCCCAAGCACCCCUCCUGGGUAGGCUCCCAAAUCAGCUGACACCUCCCUCUGUGAAGGUCUGGACAUCACAGAACUACAGUUCCCAGCACCCUGGGAAGAGCAGACUCCUUCAUAAGAUGGUCUCUCCUUGACUGGAGAGGUCAGGUGGGCCACCUGUCAGGAAUCCUUGAGCUGCAAUUUCAGCAUUGCAUGGGGUUGGACUAGAGGACCUUUGUGGACCCCUUCCAUCUCUAUGAUUUUAUGAAAACACCCACCGUUUGGGGUUGGGGCAUGCCCCUUGGGUGCCCAUGAGUGCUUCAGCUCUCUGCUCUCCCCUCCAGGCGCUCUCUUUGCUGCCGUGGCCUGCGUGGAAGGUCUCUGCUCGCUGGUGGCCACAGGGGUCUUCAACUCCCUUUACCCCGCCAGCCUCUCCUUCAUGAAAGGCUUCCCCUUCCUCUUUGGGGCCGUCAUCCUCCUCGUUCCAGCCGCCAUCAUCGGGUAAGUCCUCCUCUCUCCAUCUUGACCAUCCUGGCUUCCUGCAUCACACAGUCACCUCAAAACCCCAUAAGAGCUGCCUGGCUGUGAGUCAGGCCAAAGGGAGCCCUAGUGGCAGCUACUCAAACUGCAGCGUGACGACAGCCUUCCGUUGUUAUUUAUAUAGGAAGAAAUGGGAUAAGUGUAUAAGGAUAGCCUGGCUUGUUCAGGCAAAGGGGCCCAUCGAGUGCAGCCUCCUAUUCUCACAGAGGCCAACCAGACGCCCCAGUGGGAAACCCACAAGCAGGAUCUGGGCACAAGAGCAACUCUCCCCUCCUGCGGUUUCCAGCAAGCUGGGAUUCCAGCUGCCUCCAACCAUGGAAGCGAAGCAGAGCCUCCUAGCUAGGAACCCUCCAGAACCCUCUCUUCCUCCAUUAAUUUGUCUAAUCUUCUUUAAAAGCCAUCCAAGUUGUUGGCCAUCCCUGUCUCAUGUGGGAGGGAGUUCCACAGUGUAACUCUGCACUGUGUGAAGAAGUCUCAAAUCUUCCAUCCAUCAGUUUCAUUGGAUCUCCACUAGUUCCAGUGCUGAGAGAGGGAGGGACAGUCUUUUCUAUUCACUUUCACCCUGCAAUGCAGAAUUCUAUAAAUUCCUGUAAUGUCGCCAUUUAAACUAAAAAGUCCCAAAUACCGCAAUUUUUCUUCCACCCCUCUUGAUCCAUUUUCAGAAACAUUUUCCAACUCUGCAAUGUCCUUUUUGAGGUGAGCAACCAGAACUGUUCACAGUAUUCCAAAUGCAGUUGUAUCGUGGCAUUAUAAGAGCUGCCGUUUUAAUUUUUGUUUUCCUAAUGAUGCCUGGCAUGGCAGUCGCCUUUUCCGCAGCUGCUGCACACCCUGGGCUCUAUCGGCUCCAUUCCUCGGAGGUCCUUAACUCUGCCCCUUCUCUCUCUCUCCCCCCUCCCUACCCCAGGUGGAUCGAAAUCCAGGACUCAAAACCCGACUACAGCCACUUUGCCGACAUGCCUGGUCCGCUGCAGGAGGCGGAACAAUGACCAGCUGAACCUGCGUUGCCACCCUUCCGGAAACCAGCAGCUGAUUUCUGCACGUGCCUCUCCAAUGACUUGAAAACAAUUUCCUCUUGGCUCUUCACAUUUGGCCUUUUAAUGUAACUUGGGCGGGGGGUUAACUUUCCUGUGAGACAUGCCUUGAUCUCUGUGUUUCUGGAUUGGGUGUGUCAUGAGGACUAGAACCUUUCUUCAGAUCUGUGGAGCUGGGAGGAGGAAUCCUAGCCAGGGGAGUGAGAGAGUGAGAGUGUGUUAGUGGGCUUUGUGUGUGCCAUUCACAAUGGCUUUUAGGGGAGAUCACAAAGAAAGCCCCCUUUUCUCUCCCACGAAUCUCUUCCUUGCCCGUUCUGGGGUAUCACCUACCCCAGCAGUGGGGAGUAUUUUCCUUUUCCAGUGGUGCAGCUGCUGCUCUUUCCAGCCCAGUCUGUCGCAAGAGGAUUCCCGUCUUCAGGAAACGGAGAGACAGCGAGUUCAUCCCAAGAUAGCAGGCUCCUAGGACGGACUUGGGUGCCAAGGGGGAGGCGGCCCGUCUCUCGAUGACAGCUGGCCCUCCUGUGCCAAGGGAGGGGGUGUCCCCCUCCCACUCAAGUUGGCUUCCCCAUUCGUACUUGGAGGGGAAAUUGCUGGUGGCAAAUUGCUCCCGGACCCACCUGGGUGUGCAUCAAAGGACGUGUGGCAAUAAAGUUGGAGGUGUGUGUUGAUAAAAUGCUCGCUUCUCUCUUUGCCCUUUUGCGGCACGUUGGCACUCUGAGGUGUGCCCAUUGGGGCCCUAAAGAGCGGCCUUGGAGAUGCAUCUCAGCUUGGGGGGGAGGAGGGAGUGUUUUUCCACUCCUUCCCCUGUCCUUCUGCACCGAGAACAGAUAAGAAGGAAGAGCUGGCACUUCAGGAACAUCAUGAGAACAUCAGAAAAGGCUGCUGCGUCAGGUCCAAAGGGGCCCACCGAGUCCAGCGUCCUGUUCUCACAGUGGCUAACAAGAUGCCCCAGUGGGGACCCCCCCACACACAUACACAAGCAGGACCUAAGCGCCCUCUCCCCUCCUGUGAUUUCCAGCCUGUUUGCAUGCAGGAUGAUGAUGAAGAAGAGUUUGGAUUUGAUAUCCCACUUUAUCACUACCCUAAGGAGUCUCAAGGGAUGCAGGUGGCGCUGUGGGUUAAACCACAGAGCCUAGGACUUGCUGAUCAGAAGGUAGACGGUUCGAAUCCUGCGCCGGGGUGAGCUCCCGUUGCUCGGUCCCAGCUCCUGCCAACCUAGCAGUUCGAAAGCACGUCAAAGUGCAAGUAGAUAAAUAGGUACCGUUCCGGCAGGAAGGUAAACGGCGUUUCCGUGUGCUGCUCUAGUUCGCCAGAAGCGGCUUAGUCCUGCUGGCCACAUGACCCGGAAGCUGUACGCUAGCUCCCUCGGCCAAUAAAGUGAGAUGAGCGCUGCAACCCCAGAGUCGGCCACGACUGGACCUAAUGGUCAGGGGUCCCUUUACCUUUUAAGGAGUCUCAAAGCGGCUAACAAUCUCCUUUCCCUUCCUUCCCCACAACAAACACUCUGAGGUGAGUGGGGCUGAGAGACUUCAAAGAAGUGUGACUUGCUCAAGGUCACCCAGCAGCUGCAGGUGGAGGAGCGGGGAAGCGAACCUGGUUCCCCAGGUUACGAGUCCACCGCUCUUAACCACUACACCACACUGGCUCUCAAGGAUGUCCUUGCAGAGCCGCUGCUGCCAGUCAGUGCGGGAAGACCCAGUGGUCUGGCUCAGUACAGAGGCACCUUCCAAGUGACCCAUGAAUCUGGUCCUUAAAAUUGACUGGCAGGGGUGCAAACUGCAAUUAUUGCGGGUCAUCAAGACCAAGGCCCUGAGUGGGGGAACUGGGUGGUGGCUAAGGGGGGACCUUCCCUGGACACUCAGUUACCCAUCUCCCACCCAAGCGCUGCCUUGUCCCCCCCUUCCCGCAAACCUUCCAACUGAAAGGCACCCAUAAUUCAGGAGAACGGCUCACUUGGGCACCUGUGUAAUUGACGCUCCCUUCCAACCCUGCUCGCGUUUCCUCCUGACUCUACAAACUCCACGCCGCUCCAGGACCACGGAGGAGAGUCCACAAGCCUGGCACGGGGAGGAAAGGCUGGGUGCUGGGAUGGCGGCUGAGAGCAGUCCAGUCAGGAAAGCGAAAAGAUAAGAUAUAUAAAAACCAAGAAAGAAGAAGGGGCUGUGUGCAGCCACAGCAAAGCCUGGCUUGUUCUGCUGCUACUCCUAAGGCACACUGGGGUUUCUCCAACAGGUCAGAUGGCUGCCUGUCAGGGAUCCUUUAGCUGCGAUUCCUGCAUUGCAAGAGGGUGGACUAGAUGAGCCUUGGGGGCCCCUUCCAGGACUAGUGAGCAGCCCUGCUCUUUCUCCAUGCCACGCAUAACCUUAUGAACUAUCAUGGCGCCUCUUUCUCACAUCCCCAAUGCUGCAACCUUUUUCACGUUGAGAGUCGUUCCACCCCUUUGGGUGUUUUGCCUGCCCUUUUCUGAACAUCACCUUUUUGAGGACUGUACUGUACACAGUUCUUCAAAUGUGGCCGCACCAUAGAUUUCUAUAAUGACAUCAUGAUCCUGGCCCUUUUGUUUUCAGUUCCUUUCCUAACCAUCCCUUGCAUGGAAUGCGCAUUGUCGCUCGGUCAACCUCACUGAGCUGUCUCUUGGGACCUCAAGUCUGCCACCUGCAAUUCAGGGCCCCAGGAGCAGGUACAUGAAAUUAAGACUUUAACUCUUGUUUGCAUUGAAUUGCAUUUGCCAUUUUGCCACCCAUCCGCUCCAUUUGGAGAGGUCCUUUCGGAGCUCUUUGCAAUCCCUUUUGUGUUUAAACGUCCCUGAACAAUUGAGCAGCCACUUUGCUGCUCCUUCCCAGCUCUAGAUGGUUUAUGAAGGGGUUUGAAAAGCAGUUAUUUCCUAAACCUCUGACUAUUUGCUUAGCUUAAAGAACAGAUGAGCAGACACCUAAGGAAGCUUCUGGAGCCUAGAAUCUGAUAAAUACUUUAAUACAAGAUAAACACUACAAAGCCCACCUUCCCAACAGCGAAGUUAUAACCUAAUUGGUUGAGAAACCAAAAAUCUUACCCAGGCACACAAAGAGUUAAGAGCCUUUGGUGAAAGGCCACUAGGGAGGGAGGAAGUUUGCUGCUCCAACUGUCCUUGCAGGGCAGGCAGCAAGCAGCAUUUUCUUCCGGAGUUUUGCAUAACCUAAUCGGCAUAUCCCAAAGGCAGCCAGCAGGGGGCACCGACUCAGCGGUGGCUGAGCCUGCAAAAGCUGGGGGGGGCAGGGGGUGAGGCCCCUCUCUAGGGCAGUGCAGACUUGGGGACAGAAGCAAAGGGUCACCCUCUUCUUCCCACUCCGACCCACCACCCCCUUCCUCUGCUCCGUUGGGGGGAGCACCUUCCAGUUCCCUAGUUUUGAGGGGGCCCACACUCCAGGCUGUUUUCCGAGCCAGCGGAGGAAUCCCGGGAGGAGCGCCCUUGCAGGAAGGUGCAGAACUGAAGAACCGUUGCCCUCGGCUCCUGCUUGUGGGCUUCCCGUGGGGGCACCUGGUUGGCCACUGUGGGGACAGGGGGUUGGGCUAGAGGGGCCACUGGCCUGAUCCAUUUUGUUCUGUGCUACAUGCCCUAGUGACGGGAGGCAACGUGCCUCUGAAUUCCUGCACUGCGGGGGGUGGGACUAGAUGACCCCUGGAUGUGCCUCCACCUCGGGAGAUUAGAAGAUUCUAUGAGCCCUGGUGGGUGGGAAAUGCAAGCGAGGAGAUCACAAGCAGGACACGAGUGCAACUGCGGCUUUCCCUUUGGGGUAUCUGGUUGGCACAGGAAGCCGUGCCAGAAUCGCAGAAUUGUAGAGUUUGGAGGGAAUGCAAGGAACAUCUUGUUGUUGUUUAGUCGUUUAGUCGUGUCCGACUCUUCGUGACCCCAUGGACCAGAGCACGCCAGGCACUCCUGUCUUCCACUCCCUCCCGCAGUUUGGUCAGACUCAUGUUUGUAGCUUCGAGAACACCGUCCAUCUAUCUCAUCCUCUAUCGUCCCCUUCUUCUUGUGCCCUCCAUCUUUCCCAACAUCAGGGUCUUUUCCAGGGAGUCUUCUCUUCUCAGGAGGUGACCAAAGUAUUGGAGCCUCAGCUUCACGAUCUGUCCUUCCAGUGAGCACUCAGGGCUGAUUUCCUUAAGAAUGGAUAUGUUUGAUCUUCUUGCAGUCCAUGGGACUCUCAAGAGUCUCCUCCAGCACCAGAAUUCAAAAGCAUCCAUUCUUUGGCGAUCAGCCUUCUUGAUGGUCCAGCUCUCACUUCCAUACAUCACUACUGGGAAAACCAUGGCUUUAACUAUACAGACCUUUGUUGGCAAGGUGAUGUCUCUGUUUUUUAAGAUGCUGUCUAGGUUUGCCAUCGCCUUUCUCCCAAGGAGCAAGCAUCUUUAAAUUUCGUGGCUGCUGUCACCAUCUGCAGUGAUCAUGGAGCCCAAGAAAGUAAAAUCUCUCACUGCCUCCAUUUCUUCCCCUUCUAUUUGCCAGGAGGUGAUGGGACCAGUGGCCAUGAUCUUCGUUUUUUUGAUGUUGAGCUUCAGACCAUAUUUUGUGCUCUCCUCUUUCACUCUCAUUAAAAGGUUCUUUAAUUCCUCCUCACUUUCUGCCAUCAAGGUUGUGUCAUCUGCAUAUCUGAGGUUGUUGAUAUUUCUUCCGGCGAACUUAAUUCCGGCUUGGGAUUCAUCCAGCCCAGCCUUUCACAUGAUGAAUUCUGCAUAUAAGUUAAAUAAGCAGGGAGACAAUAUACAGCCUUGCCAUACUCCUUUCCCAAUUUUGAACCAAUCAGUUGUUCCAUAUCCAGUUCUAACUGUAGCUUCUUGACCCACAUAGAGAUUUCUCAGGAGACAGAUGAGGUGAUCAGGCACUCCCAUUCCUUUAAGAACUUGCCAUAGUUUGCUGUGGUCGACACAGUCAAAGGCUUUGCAUAGUCAAUGAAGCAGAAGUAGAUGUCUUUCUGGAACUCUCUAGCUUUCUCCAUAAUCCAGCGCAUGUUUGCAAUUUGGUCUCUGGUUCCUCUGCCUCUUCUAAAUCCAGCUUGCACUUCUGGGAGUUCUCGGUCCACAUACUGCUUGAGCCUUCCUUGUAGAAUUUUAAGCAUAACCUUGCUAGCGUGUGAAAUGAGUGCAAUUGUGUGGUAGUUGGAGCAUUCUUUGGCACUGCCCUUCUUUGGGAUUGGGAUGUAGACUGAUCUUCUCCAAUCCUCUGGCCACUGCUGAGUUUUCCAAAUUUGCUGGCAUAUUGAGUGUAGCACCUUAACGGCAUCAUCUUUUAAAAUUUUAAAUAGUUCAGCUGGAAUAUCAUCACUUCCACUGGCCUUGUUAUUAGCAGUGCUUUCUAAGGCCCAUUUAACUUCACUCUCCAGGAUGUCUGGCUCAAGGUCAGCAACCACACUACCUGGGGUGUACGAGUCAUCCAUUUCUUUCUGGUAUAAUUCCUCUGUGUAUUCUUGCCACCUCUUCUUGAUGUCUUCUGCUUCUGUUAGGUCCUUUUCACUUUUGUCUUUUAUUAUGGUAAUCUUUGUACGAAAUGUUCCUUUCAUAUCUCCAAUUUUCUUGAACAGAUCUUUGGUUUUUCCCAUUCUAUUGUUUUCCUCUAUUUCUUUGCAUUGCUUGUUUAAGAAGGCCUUCUUGUCUCUCCUUGCUAUUUUUUGGAAUUCUGCAUUCAAUUUCCUGUAUCUUUCACUAUCUGCCUCGCAUUUUGCUUGCCUUCUCUCCCCCGCUAUUUGUAAGGCCUCGUUGGACAGCCACUUUGCUUUCUUGCAUUUCCUUUUCAUUGGGAUGGUUUUCGUUGCUGCCUACUGUAUAAUGUUACGAGCCUCCAUCCAUAGUUCUUCAGGCACUCUGUCCACCAAAUCUAAAUCCUUAAACCUGUUCCUCACUUCCGCUGUAUAUUCAUAUGGGAUUUGACUUAGAUUGUAUCUUACCGGCUCAGUGGUUUUUCCUACUUUCUUCAGUUUAAGCUUGAAUUUUGCUAUAAGAAGCUGAUGAUCUGAGCCACAGUCAGCUCCAGGUCUUGUUUUUGCUGACUGUAUAGAGCUUCUCCAUCUUUGGCUGCAGAGAAUAUAAUCAAUCCGAUUUCGAUGCUGCCCAUCUGGCGAUGUCCAUGUGUAGAGUCGUCUCUUGUGUUGUUGGAAAAGAGUGUUUGUGAUGACCAGCUUGUUCUCUUGGCAGAACUCUAUUAGCCUUUGCCCUGCUUCGUUUUGAACUCCAAGGCCAAACUUGCCAGUUGUUCCUUUUAUCUCUUGACUCCCUACUUUAGCAUUCCAAUCCCCUAUAAUGAGAAGAACAUCCUUCUUUGGUGUCAUUUCUAUAAGGUGUUGUAAGUAUUCAUAGAAUUGGUCAAUUUCAGUUUCUUCAGCACCAGUGGUUGGUGCAUAAACUUGGAUUACUGUGAUGUUAAAAGGUCUGCCUUGGAUUCGUAUCGAGAUCAUUCUAUCAUUUUUGAGAUUGCAUCCCAGUACAGCCUUUGCCACUCUUUUGUUGACUAUGAGGGCCACUCCAUUUCUUUUACAGGAUUCUUGCCCACAGUAGUAGAUAUGAUGGUCAUCCGAACUGAAUUCGCCCAUUCCCGUCCAUUUUAGUUCACUGAUGCCCAGGAUGUCAAUAUUUAUUCUUGCCAUCUCAUUUUUGACCACAUCCAACUUACCAAGGUUCAUGGUUCUUACAUUCCAGGUUCCUAUGCAAUAUUUUUUCUUUACAGCAUUGGACUUUCCUUUCGCUUCCAGGCAUAUCCGCAACUCAGCGUCCUUUCGGCUUUGGCCCAGCCGCUUCAUCAGCUCUGGAUCUACUUGUACUUGUCCUCCGCUCUUCCUCAGUAGCAUGUUGGACGCCUUCCGACCUGAGGGGCUCACCUUCCAGCAUCAUAACUUUUUGGUGCCUGUUGUCUUUGUCCAUGGAGUUUUCUUGGCAGGGAUACUGGAGUGGCUUGCCGGUUCCUGCUCCAGGUGGAUCACGUUUGGUCAAAACUCUCCACUAUGACCUGUCCAUCUUGGGUGGCCCUGCACGGCAUAGCUCAUAGCUUCUCUGAGUUAUUCAAGCCCCUUCGCCACGGCAAGGCAGUGGAACAUCUAGCCCCCUGCAAUGCAGGAAUCUUUUGGCCCCACGUGGAACUCGAACCCAGGACCCUGAGAUUAAGCAUCUCCUACCAACAGAGCCCAUUGGGCCUGAUCCAGCAGGCUCUUAUGACACUGUUGUGGAACCUCCAGGCCCAGAGGCAGUCUAUCUAUAUUCCUAGAGAGCACUAACUGUGUCCCCCCUCCAGCGUCAGAGACAAUCAGUGCAUCUGGAUGGCAGCUGCUGGGACAUCCAAGUUUGCCCCAAACCGAAGUCCAGCAUGUUAGUUCAUUUCAGUGGGUCUCUUCAUUUUCUUUCCCCGACAGGAUAUGGCCUCCUUUUCCUCUCCAUGACUGUCACGCCUGUGAUCCGCUCCAAGUUAUCCAGGCUGGUGGACGAGAAGGAGCAAGGUAAGCAGAGCAAGGGUUCAGUGACCCACAGCCAGAUCACCUGACCCACAAUGCAUUGGGGCAAACAUGGCCGACGGCUAGGACUGACGGGAAUUGUAGUUCAGUAAUAUCUGGAGGGCCAAAGCUUCCCACUGCUACCAUAAGGACUAGAGACUUAGGAAAAACAAACUCAGAAGUUUCUAGUCCUCGUGGCAGGAGUGGGAAGCUUUGGCCCUCCAGCUGUUACUGAACUACAGCUCCCACCAGCCCCAGCAAGCCUGGCCAGAAGACAGAGAGGAUGGUGGGCGUUGCGGUUCAGCAAUGUCUGGGAAGGGGCAGGGGGUCUCCACUCCUGUCUUGUGGGUGCAAGGAGGCGCUCGGGAGCAUGCCUGCUCAGGUGGCAGAGGGCAGAGAUCCCUUGCCCCACAUCCCUCGUUCUUCUCCCAUGAGCAAAAUCCUUAAAUAAUUGCACUGGUAACGAGCUGCAAGAAUCAGCGGUUGUGCAUUUACUGGAGAAGCACGAGGUGAGUUUCAGGCGUUGUUUGGGUGGCUGGUGGGAGUCGCUUCCCCAUCAGGCUUGAGGACCUCACCUCACUCCCAAGCACCCCUCCUGGGUAGGCUCCCAAAUCAGCUGACACCUCCCUCUGUGAAGGUCUGGACAUCACAGAACUACAGUUCCCAGCACCCUGGGAAGAGCAGACUCCUUCAUAAGAUGGUCUCUCCUUGACUGGAGAGGUCAGGUGGGCCACCUGUCAGGAAUCCUUGAGCUGCAAUUUCAGCAUUGCAUGGGGUUGGACUAGAGGACCUUUGGGGACACCUUCCAUCUCUAUGAUUUUAUGAAAACACCCACCGUUUGGGGUUGGGGGCACGCCCCUUGGGUGCCCAUGAGUGCUUCAGCUCUCUGCUCUCCCCUCCAGGCGCUCUCUUUGCUGCCGUGGCCUGCGUGGAAGGUCUCUGCUCGCUGGUGGCCACAGGGGUCUUCAACUCCCUUUACCCCGCCAGCCUCUCCUUCAUGAAAGGCUUCCCCUUCCUCUUUGGGGCCGUCAUCCUCCUCGUUCCAGCCGCCAUCAUCGGGUAAGUCCUCCUCUCUCCAUCUUGACCAUCCUGGCUUCCUGCAUCGCACAGUCACCUCAAACCCCAUAAGAGCUGCCUGGCUGUGGCUGAGUCAGGCCAAAGGGAGCCCUAGUGGCAGCUACUCAAACUGCAGCGUGACGACAGCCUUCCGUUGUUAUUUAUAUAGGAAGAAAUGGGAUAAGUGUAUAAGGAUAGCCUGGCUUGUUCAGGCAAAGGGGCCCAUCGAGUGCAGCCUCCUAUUCUCACAGAGGCCAACCAGACGCCCCAGUGGGAAACCCACAAGCAGGAUCUGGGCACAAGAGCAACUCUCCCUCCUGCGGUUUCCAGCAAGCUGGGAUUCCAGCUGCCUCCAACCAUGGAAGCGAAGCAGAGCCUCCUAGCUAGGAACCCUCCAGAACCCUCUCUUCCUCCAUUAAUUUGUCUAAUCUUCUUUAAAAGCCAUCCAAGUUGUUGGCCAUCCCUGUCUCAUGUGGGAGGGAGUUCCACAGUGUAACUCUGCACUGUGUGAAGAAGUCUCAAAUCUUCCAUCCAUCAGUUUCAUUGGAUCUCCACUAGUUCCAGUGCUGAGAGAGGGAGGGACAGUCAUUUCUAUUCACUUUCACCCCGCAAUGCAGAGUUCUAUAAAUUCCUGUAAUGUCGCCAUUUAAACUAAAAAGUCCCAAACACCGCAAUUUUUCUUCCACCCCUCUUGAUCCAUUUGGGUUGCCCUUUUCAGAAACAUUUUCCAACUCUGCAAUGUCCUUUUUGAGGUGAGCAACCAGAACUGUUCACAGUAUUCCAAAUGCAGUUGUAUCGUGGCAUUAUAAGAGCUGCCGUUUUAAUUUUUGUUUUCCUAAUGAUGCCUGGCAUGGCAGUCGCCUUUUCCGCAGCUGCUGCACACCCUGGGCUCUAUCGGCUCCAUUCCUCGGAGGUCCUUAACUCUGCCCCUUCUCUCUCUCUCCCCCCUCCCUACCCCAGGUGGAUCGAAAUCCAGGACUCAAAACCCGACUACAGCCACUUUGCCGACAUGCCUGGUCCGCUGCAGGAGGCGGAACAAUGACCAGCUGAACCUGCGUUGCCACCCUUCCGGAAACCAGCAGCUGAUUUCUGCACGUGCCUCUCCAAUGACUUGAAAACAAUUUCCUCUUGGCUCUUCACAUUUGGCCUUUUAAUGUAACUUGGGCGGGGGGUUAACUUUCCUGUGAGACAUGCCUUGAUCUCUGUGUUUCUGGAUUGGGUGUGUCAUGAGGACUAGAACCUUUCUUCAGAUCUGUGGAGCUGGGAGGAGGAAUCCUAGCCAGGGGAGUGAGAGAGUGAGAGUGUGUUAGUGGGCUUUGUGUGUGCCAUUCACAAUGGCUUUUAGGGGAGAUCACAAAGAAAGCCCCCUUUUCUCUCCCACGAAUCUCUUCCUUGCCCGUUCUGGGGGUAUCACCUACCCCAGCAGUGGGGAGUAUUUUCCUUUUCCAGUGGUGCAGCUGCUGCUCUUUCCAGCCCAGUCUGUCGCAAGAGGAUUCCCGUCUUCAGGAAACGGAGAGACAGCGAGUUCAUCCCAAGAUAGCAGGCUCCUAGGACGGACUUGGGUGCCAAGGGGGAGGCGGCCCGUCUCUCGAUGACAGCUGGCCCUCCUGUGCCAAGGGAGGUGGUGCCCCCCUCCCACUCAAGUUGGCUUCCCCAUUCGUACUUGGAGGGGAAAUUGCUGGUGGCAAAUUGCUCCCGGACCCACCUGGGUGUGCAUCAAAGGACGUGUGGCAAUAAAGUUGGAGGUGUGUGUUGAUAAAA